CGAACGAAGAGAGAGCCGGGAGAGCGCGCCCGCGCUCUAGUCGACUAUCUCAAUAGUUACUUUUCUCGCUCUCUGUCUCUCUCACUCGCUCUGCUUCCCUCUCUCUCUCUCUCGGUUCAUUCUCGUGGUUCGCUUUCGUCGUUCCUCCUCGUCGUCGUCGUUGUCGUCGUCGGAACGACCCCGGCGAGAGCGCACAGGAUCGCGAGAGAGCCCGCGACGCGCUUUGCAACACAUAAAACAUCAUUGUACACACUUCUAUCCGCUUAUACACAUAUAGAUAUCUGUUAAAUACUUGCUUGAGAAAAAAACGAAAGAAAAUCACACGUAAAAACUUUUAUCCCUGUCCUCGUCAAAAUUUGGGGAUUAAAAUAUAGAAAAAGAAAAUAAAUAAAAACGCAUCGAACUGUGUUUUUUGCCUGUGCUGCGUGUUUUUCGCGUGUGUGCGCGUGCUUUUGUGCAUACGUAUGUGUGAGUGUUUAUUUUUUUCUCGAUUCAUUUUUUCAUCACGGUGAAAAAAAAAUUAUGGAGAUAUCAAAAGGACUUCAGUUGGAGAUACAAUCGGUGCAGAGCAAACUGAAAAACGCCAUACGCGAUCAUCAGAUUUGCGUGGGGAAACUGAAAGACGAUCCGAACAAUCCAGACAUUCUUGACAGAAUCCAAGAAAUCCAACUCCACAUUGUUUCGCUCGGACGAUGUCAGAAGCAAGUUGUCCAACGCCUGCGCAAAGAAGUGGACGAUUUCAAGGCGGCGAACGCGAACGAUGUUAAAGUUUCGGUCGCCGCGCUCCUUGGGCUCAACAACAAUAAUCACAUAACCGCCAACAAUGAGUCGAGAAACGAUGACAUAUCUGGUGUCAGGGUUGCCAGCAAUGGCCUUGACAAUGUACGUCUCGCUACUGCAAAAGAAGACUACGAGGACAUCGUUCGAAACGGCGACGUUACCAGUCGCUGCAACAAGUCUCCCAAAAAAGGGAGGUCGGUCUCGGUGGAAACAUUAUCAGGUGACGACGAGGCCUCGACCGAACACGAGCAACGUGAUAAUAAACGCCAAAUGUCUGAAGAACCGCGGGUCGAGCGGAGAAUCGAGUGCUCCGAACAGCUUAGCUUUCUCAAAGUUCUCGGACUCAUUACCACACACAAAUCGACUGAAUUGCAGAAUAGGAGAGCCGAACGGAAACGUCGAAGUACCGCGAAUCCACAAUUCGUUUAUUCCAAUUGGGACGUUCCUACGAAAAAGAAACGCCACAGUUAUCUCCAGUCCGCGGGCAACGUUCCUCAAACUCGUCAGACGACGGCCCGUCUGAACGGGCCUUCACCACCGCCGAUUAGCAACAAACCAGGAAAUUUGGUCGUCCCGCCUAAAUCGACGUCGCCACCGACGCGCGCCUCUUCGAAAUCCUUAAUUCCGACGCAAAAAGCAACUACGAGGCCAAAUAUUUUACGAAACAUGUCGGAGAGCCGAGUUUUUCCGAAUAAAGCAAUCACUGCGAAAACGGAAAAUGAAAACGAAUCUGUGGCGCUGACCUGCACCGCGACGAAAACCAGCCAAUCUACGACCUCGAGCAAAACAGUUCACAUUCCUGGUUUACCCUCCGGUCUGACGAUCGAAAGGAUCGAAAAUGAUUCAGCAGUUUGCAUUAAUUGCAGAAAUCCUGGGAUAUUGACGAACUGUGUGAACUGUGAGGCGAAUUAUCACGUCUCCUGCCAUUCGAUAUCUCCACCGCCGCCGAGACUGUGUCCAAAAUGCGCUUCAAAAUUGAUAGAGCCAACGGCGGUGAUAAAGAAGAACGACGAGCUCGCUGCAGCAUCGUACGCGCCAGGAGUUGCUGGGAAAGCAGGAGAAGACCCAGAGGUCGAUAAAACGUCUCGUGGAUUUUAUAAAAUUGGUACAAAUUCGCGGCAUCAAAUCGUCGGGGCAAGUAGUUGCAUCAACAAGUUAUCAGGCUCGACCUUCCUCAUCCCGGUCGUGCCAGAGUCCCUCGCCUCGUCAAUAUCGAUCCCCAAGUCCAGGGGGAACGUCUCCGGCCUCGACGACCCGAGGCUCAACCACCUCGAGCCCGAUAACGAUAAGCAACGAGGAAACAACCCAUCAAACUCUUCUUACACGACAACAAUCUUCGUUAACGAUCACUCGUCAAGAUCGAGCGUCACCUACGUGCCACAAACAGACCCGAACAGCGUCUCCACCUAUUCCUACAAAUUGCCGAUCUUCAACCAGCCCCAAACUUUAUACGAAGCUACCGAGGAAUCAGAAAUCAAAAUCGAGCUCGGAGAACGAGGAGAAAAUGAAACUCGCCCAGACAACAACGAACUCCGAUAUCAAAACGGAAAAAAAAAUGGAACAGGGCUGGGAAUGUGCGACGAGGGAGAAGAGAGGAUCCGGGUCUCGCUCGGGGGUCCAGGUUGGAAGCAGAAGUUCGCCGGAAGUUUCGGGGAGUCGGGUAUCGCCCGGGGUUGGAAGAAGUCGUCGACGAGAGCAGUGCCCGGACUCACUCGAAUCGUGCAGUCAGGUCAGGAGAAGCGAGAGCCAGUCGCAUUUGUCGACGGGAACAACGACAACGUGGAUGAAUUACAAAAAUGCUCGUACAACGGCAGAUCUGCAGGAUUAUGCAUCGAGUCGCAGCAGCGGGACGGUCGACGAACUUACGGAGCUUCGGACGAGCGCAGAGAGGGGGACGAUUCCACGGAUGGAAAUGGAAAAAUCGAAAUCGGGAGAGAGCGUGAAAUUGAAAAUAAAACAAAGAGUCUCUUCCACAGUGGCGGGAGCGUAUACAGUUCAAAACUUGGUGAAUUCCACACACUGCUCUCAAGCCAUAACAAGCCCAAUAUCAUCUGCUUUGAUAACGAAACAUCAGGAUUCACCGAAAGAGGCUAUUCGAUCGGAAAAUUCCGAAACGAUAAAUUGUCAUUCGCCGAGAGCCCAAUCACCGGCGGCUCCGAGCCUUUCAAACUCUUCCCAUCAACCGAACACGUGAAAUUGGAAGAAGCGCAUUUAUCAGCGCCACCUAGAGCAAAGUUAAUGCGUAAAAUUGAAGAGAACGACAGAAGCACGCUGUCGCUCGGAGAUUCUUCCAGCAGAAGCGACGUAGCCAAUCGUCUGUUACCGAACCGCCGAAGAACCACGGAAGAGCGUCGUCCGAUGCCCCGAAUUCUCAUGAGAAACGAGCGGAAGAGUCUCGACUUUCGCGACAUUCUACCCCUCAGUUUCGAGGACCAGAAGAUUCAAAAUUCUCCGGCUUUUCUGAAAAAUUAUUGCAAUUCCUUCGUCCGGCUCCCGGACGGAGCGAACAAUCCUCCGGAAAUAGAGAGCAGCGGCUCGAGCGACACGAGCGCGACCGAAGACGCCUAUUCGCCAACCAGAAACUUGGAUGCCAGUUUAGAAACAACUCUCGAGCCUUCCCACGAAAAUCCUCGAAAAAAUGAAGAACUCGUAACCGAAGAAAGAAACGAGGAGGACGACGAAAGUCUCACUAACUCCGGAAUCGACGACGAGGAAACCGACGACAACGAAGAGGACGUCGAGGAUGAAGAAGACCAAGAUUGUCCGAUCGUCGACGACGAAAUUAGAGAGGACGGAAUUGAAGGACUGCGGAUUAGCACCGUUUCUCCCGAGAGCAUGCAAGUUCUCGAACAGUUCGAAAUCGCUAUGAAGCAAACUGAAAAUGGUGAUAAAACUGCCAAUAUUUCAAAUAGUUAGGAUUUAUAUUCGUCAGAUUAUUUCAUUCACUCUCCAAUAAAGCUUUUCCAUUGUUCGCGAGAGCACUUUCGGCUCUGGGGGACACGUAAAAAGAAAAAAGCUCACGAUUUCAUUUCGCGAUUCGGUUUUUAAUGAAUAAAAUUCGAACUCGCGAAUCGACCGCGUCUCCCAGACCCCGUUAGUAGAAGCGGGCAGCUAAAAAUUCGUGAGUUUCGAGUGUGAAACUCCUUUCUGAAUUGUCAAAUGGAAGAGAGUCCUAUCGAAAAUCCUAAACGUUUUCUUUUAAGAUGAAUUUUCACAACGAUUAUUCAGACUUCGAUAUACUUUAUGAACGAAAUUUUUGUUUUUUGAAACGUUGAUAUUUGAAUGACAGACACCUGAGAAUUUAAUGUCCGGGUCUGAAUAUCGUUCUCUGUAGAAUUUCUCGCUCUUUGGGAUUUUCGAUCUAGUUUUAAUUAGACGUUUUUAUUUCUCGUUUUAGAGAGCCCAACUCUCAUCGUUAAACUCGCAUGUAAUUACACGUAUUUUUACUUUACGUCAAUUUAAAAUCGUAGACAUUAAAUAACGAUAUCUUCGAAAUAUCACGACCAAAGUUUCACAACGAUCGAUCUCGAGUUUAUCUGACACACUCAAAUAUUGUUACCACAGCAGAUUUACGAGAAGUUUUCGUCGAAUGCCGCAGUUAUCAUUCGUAGGAUACUUUAUUAUUAUUAUUAGAUUUUCAGAGAGAAGACUCAGUCGAGUGGAAAUAUUUUGUCUGAAGUGCUAGGAACAGUCUGGACGUUUUUUCAUUCACAAAUCGAAAAAUUUUGUUAUAAAAUUCCAAAGUUUAUUAGAUAAAAUUGAGUAGUUUUUGAUAUUUUCACAAAAAAUUUGCUGGUUUUAUCAACAAAUCGAAAAGGGAUACGAUUUCGUGUACCUUCGAUUCCAAAUUUUUCAAACAUUUGAAAAAUCGCAUGUAACUUUCUGUUUCCCAAACAAAAACUAUUGUGUAAAGUUUUUCAAUCAAACUAUCAUUAUUCCUGUUACCACGUAUACGUAUACAGGGUGCUACGAUCGAUGGUGCAAGUGAAAACUCGAGCUCGUGGUCGAAGUUCGAUUUGAAAAGUCUAAUAAUGAAUUUUCAUCAAUUUUUCUUUUUUUUUCAACCUCCAUUGUUCACUCGUGAGCUCGGAGCUGAAUUACCGGAGAUAGAGAAAUGUCUUGAGGAACGUUUUUGUAGGAAAUUUUGUGCCCUUCAAAAUUGGUCCCAUGGGUUUUUGCUCCAUCUGCUAGGGCUCCAGGAGGCCUUUCGCCUUGGAAUUUCGUCCCGAGUUCGAGUAUCGUAUCAGCGAUCCUGACAGCUCCUGGAUAAUCAUUUAACUAAACGUAAAGAAAAUAUCAAUUCGUACUUCCUGUCACAACUUUUCGAAUAAAAAUCUAUGAUAUUUAUAGUAAAGGGCCAAUCGAGAUUUAAAAAACUGCAAGACAAAAAAACGCACAUAUCGUAAAGAAAAAGGAAAAGUUUCAAUAAAUCUCGAAGUGGUUAAAAACUUUGACUAAAUUCUCAACUAAAAAGAGAGAUUAACGAAAAAUUCAGAUGAAUUACGCUAAAAUUUACGAUUUCUCACGAAUUUAGAAUUAAAGAUUCAUCGCGCAUACCCUUUUGAUAUAUUUAAGGAUGCUGAGACUAGGUUGAAGCUCAUUUCUACAUAAAUAAAUUUAAAAAAAAGCAUUAAAAGAUAAAAGAAAGGACAAAACAUCAAUACCAAGCCAUAUUACCAUACUGCCUUAAUAGUGAUUUAAAAAUUGUAUUUUUCCUCUUAAAUUCGAGUUGCUGUAAUCAUAAAUUCAUUAUUUAUUCUUUAAUCGAGUAUUUCAAUGGACUAACGACCGAAAGGUUGUUUUCCCUUUUGGCGAUUGUGCAUUAAUAUGAAAAAAGACAUUGUCGUGAGUGUACAUAAAGUACUGAGGGAGAGUGGAGGGCCAAAAUAGUUGUAUUUUUAAGUUGAAUUAAGCGUAAAUAAAUUUUUUUGUUUUUCUCGUUAUUUCCCGUUCUCGCGGGACUAUCACGGAGACGAUAGUUUAUAAAACUGUGACACUUGUGCUCACAGCUGAAACGUUGCUCCAAGACGAUUAAUUCGUUUUCUAUUCUCAUCUCGUUAGUCUCUUACUGAAUUAUUAUCGAAUUUUUUUCCUCUACGUCGAUUAGCUUCGUGACUGACGAGCUCAGCCUCGAUUAUUCAUUGAAAUUGCCUAGAGUAAUAUUUAAAAGACGAAGAAAAACACGAACUAAAACGAAAAAGUAUUCCAAAUAUUAUACGACUGUGCUAAAUUGUUGACUAAAAUGUAGACGAAAAAGUGUGAUUGUCUAACGGAGAUAAAGCUAACAAAUGAUUCGUAUUUUUUAUGAAUAAACGAUUUGAAAAAUA
Messenger RNA from Venturia canescens, 6107 nucleotides. RefSeq lists its product as uncharacterized. Lineage: Eukaryota; Metazoa; Arthropoda; Insecta; Hymenoptera; Ichneumonidae. The transcript is spliced from 9 exons. The record is from RefSeq and is a predicted model, not a curated record. The coding region runs from base 523 to 3696 and encodes 1057 amino acids.